Molecule: messenger RNA, 3607 nt
Organism: Gymnodraco acuticeps
Lineage: Eukaryota; Metazoa; Chordata; Actinopteri; Perciformes; Bathydraconidae
Gene: drd3
Product: dopamine receptor D3
Exons: 8
Coding region: 238-1584 (448 amino acids)
Biological process (GO): adenylate cyclase-activating adrenergic receptor signaling pathway
Cellular component (GO): membrane
Molecular function (GO): dopamine neurotransmitter receptor activity, coupled via Gi/Go; G protein-coupled receptor activity
Source: RefSeq, a predicted model, not a curated record
CACACAGGGUUGGUGCAAAUGUAGAUAGUCAGUGGUUCAUUUGGAGCUUCCCACAUUCACAGACCGCUGUGCGCAAUGGCACGAGCGCUCCUCCCGCGCGGGGCUGGGCGCGAUAACCGGAUAACUUUCCCCUCUGCCUGAGGAUGCUUUUUCUCGAUGGCAUCUGAUGAAUUCUCAACUGGGAAACAGUAACAGGUCUGCCGAACAUCUCAUCUCCCAUGUCACCGGGACGUCUCCAUGGCGAUGUUUAGCAGCGCAGAGCGGGUCUGGAACGAAUCGGACCGCCUGUGGUGGGACUCGGAGAGGAACGAGAGCUCAGAGGCGUCAGAGCAGGAUGAGCGUAACUACUACGCCAUGCUCUACUCGCUGCUCAUCCUGGCCAUCGUGUUUGGAAACGUACUGGUGUGCAUGGCCGUGGUGAGGGAGCGCUCCCUGCAGACCACCACCAACUACCUGGUGGUCAGCCUGGCUGUGGCCGACCUGCUGGUGGCCUCGCUGGUGAUGCCCUGGGCCGUGUACCUGGAGGUGGUCGGCGGGGCCUGGCUCUUCAGCCGGCUCUACUGUAACGUCUUUGUCACGCUGGAUGUGAUGAUGUGCACCGCCAGUAUCCUCAACCUGUGUGCUAUCAGCAUUGACAGGUACACAGCCGUGGUGAUGCCCGUCCUGUACAACAUCACGUAUCGCUCCAAGAAGAGAGUGUCUGUGAUGAUUGGCACCGUGUGGGUCCUGGCCUUCACCGUCUCCUGCCCGCUGCUGUUUGGUUUCAACACCACAGAUGACCCGCUGGUGUGCUCCAUCUCCAACCCUGACUUUGUGAUCUACUCCUCGGUGGUGUCCUUCUACCUGCCGUUCAUCGUCACUCUGCUCGUCUACAUCCGCAUCUACGUCUUCCUCCGGAUGAGGAGGAAGAGAAUCAUCUUCCGUCAGACCAGCCGUAAAGUGCAGCCGGGCUCCACUGCACCGUCUGUGGAGACCUGUCUACAAGAGGAGACUCCCAAGGCAAAGCAGGACCUGUCCCCUAUAAGGAUCAAAGUGCAGGGCGUAGAGCCUUCAAGUCCCUCCAAGCCCAACCUGUUGUCAGAGUGUUGGUGGCGCAAGCGUCCAAAGACGAACCCUGUGGACUCCGGUCUGCCUCCGGUGGACACGCAGAACAGCCUCAGUCACGCCUCCUGCGGUCGCACCGAGAUGGAGCCGGAGAGAGGGGAGGACGACGACGACGAGAACAACCAGCCUGCCGUCAGGAGGAACUGCAAGGUGAAGGAUCUGUCAAACGGACGAACGCACACGACUGUACGGUGGACGGCUCAAUCGCAAAUCAACAGUUCAAGAUUCAGGAGCAUGCACGCACGUGAGAAAAAGGCCACUCAGAUGCUGGCCAUCGUGCUGGGGGUGUUUCUCAUCUGCUGGCUGCCCUUCUUUGUGACUCACAUAGUGAACACCCACUGCGGGACAUGCUACGUGCCUCCUGGGCUUUACAGCGCUUUCACCUGGCUGGGUUACGUCAACAGUGCCCUCAACCCUAUUAUCUACACCACCUUCAACAUCGAGUUCAGACGGGCUUUCAUCAAGAUCCUCAGCUGCUGAGCGACAGGAUAUUUAAAAAAUGGAUAUUACUAAGUGUGCUGCACUUAUUGAAAUGGUGAGAACAGAUGGCCACGAUGCAGAUAUUUUUAACCUGCCUUACUCGAGCGGCAAGAAAAAAACAAAGACGCAAUGCAAUAAAUACAAACAAAAGAGGAUUUUUACUUCACUUUUUCCUCAAAAGUACUUGGAUUUCAAUGGAACAGUAUCACUCUUAAAAAAACAUACAGUCUUUUUGAUAGCACAAGGUGUUGGACUUUCUUCUCUCAUACAGUAUCUGUGCUGCUCUUUGAAAAAGGGACUAUCCGAUCCACAUAUUCGAAAGCUCUUUGGACCUAGAAAGAUGAAGCUUCAAGACUGAUAAGAUCGCAGAGCUGCGGGCCACUUUGUCCAAAGGCAGUGUGUGGAUUAACUGAAGUUACUCACCUCCCUCUCUCACCUCUACUACUUCACCAUCAGUUACUCUACAGUGCAUGCACACAUCAAGUUUCAAGGGCGUUCGCUUGGAUUGUGCUGGAAGGAUUGUAUUUGUCCCUAAAAGACACCAUCAUUCUUGAAGAUUGUCAUAUGUUUUGGUGUGGAAGCAUUGUGCUCAAUGUGGAUUCAUUAGAAUACAAAAAAAAAAUACAUUGAGAUUUUGAUGUAAUGCUCAUUGGAAAGGUGUUUGUCGGUUUAUUGGCGAAACCCCCCUGUGAUUUAGAGCUGAUGCCAGAGAUGGAGUACUCGAGUCCUGGACUCUGACUCGAGUGCCGAUUUUCGGGACUCGUGACUCGACUUGGACUUGCGCACUGAUCGACGCGACUUGGACUUGUGAAUUCUCGCGCACGAUGACUUGGACUCGGACUCGUGAAUUUUUCCCCCACGAUGACUCGGACUCGACUUGUACAUUGACGCUCAGACUUGGACUCGAGCAAGUUUUCUCUGGAGGUCUGAUGUCCUCUAUCCUGGCCUGUGCACCUGUGAGGCGAGUUCACGUACUGGGCCCGCUAUUCCAGUCUAGAGAUGUCAAGAGACACACUGUAUACUUUCACACAUUCUGCUUCCACAUUGGGAAAGAGCAGUGCAAAAUGCUCGUUAUGUGGAACAAAGAUUGAAGAGUAACACAUACUCUCAGGAUCGAGUUCAGACAUAUAGGCUGUCUUGAACACUAUCAUCCGAGUAACGUGAUCUAAUCAAUAAAUAAAGAUUCAGCCGAUAACACGAAAGCCCAUGGCUACUUAACAUGCAGAAUGUUGUCAUUUUGCAUGCUAAGUAGCCAUGUGCUUUCUGGGGCUUAAUCUUUAUUGAUAGAAUUUAAACAUUCACUAUAAUAAUUAGCGUCCCUGGCUGAAUGAUGGUCAGACUUUCCAACCGAUGGUAUCUGUUUAUUGAUCACCCUUGCUUUUAUACAAUCAUUACCAACGUAAGAGCUUGUGCCCUUAUCAGCCAGGUGCUAAAAACCCAAUGUAACUAUUUAGUAUAUAAUAAUAUGCAUUUGAUUUAUAUAGCGCUUUUCACAACUCAAAGACGCUUUACAGUAUGAGGGAGGGUAGACAAAUAAGGACAGCCAAACAAGUAAGUAUAGUAAAAUAAAAAAUAAAUAAAAAGGCAGUCAAGAGGACAAUAUGUUAAUUUAUUCGUCAAUAGACAGAUUAGUAUAACAUGACAGGAUAAAAGCAAUGUAGAGGAGCUAUAGCUACAUUUCAACAAAUAUAUCCACUAAGAUUAAUACAUGAAGACUUGUGACUCGGACUUGACUCGGACUCUUCUUGGGUGACUCGGACUUGGACUCAGACUCGAACACAGGUAAUGAUAACUCUGACUCGGACACUCCUUGCGUGACUCCGACUUGGACUCGGACUCGAAAAGUGGGGACUCGAGAGUGACUUGGACUCGUGAAUUGGUGACUUGACUACAGCACUGGCUGACGCAGGGGCUUUGUGAUCUUAACAAAUCGAGCUAGGAUUGUAAAAUGUAUGUCGGGAAGAUCUGAGCUGGACACUGCGUCUACUGUGUGUGUUGUAAAUAAAAUAAAUGAUUAAAUGGC